AUGCCUGCUGUAAAUGAUGGCUCGGGGGAACUGGCCAUGUACCGGGCGUCUGCCCAAACGCCAUUUUUCGAUGUAAGAAAACAAGAGCUGCCUCCUGCCGUGUCUCCCAAGCAAGUUACCCUGCGUGAUCGCGUAACCAUUGCGACCCUCGUGCCCUUUCCCGCUGCAGCCGCAUUACCGCAUUCGCUCCUGGUUUACCUGUGCGAUCAAUUGAACAAAGAGAUAGAAAAGGGUGAUACGUAUCCCAUGGACAGUCCAAUGUCUCUGGAGGAAUUUGGCGCGCUUUGGUUUUCCAAGUUCGGGGCUGUGAUGCUACUAGGCGAGGUUAAAGAUGUCGCAGACGUGCAGUCAAUGGGACUUUCCGGGGCAGACUGGAAAAAGACAUGUUUGGGAAGCUUCAGUAUAAAGCCGAAUUAUCCUGGUCGAAGUAGUCAUGUCUGCAAUGGGGCAUUUUUGGUGACUGAUGCAUCGAGAAAUCGUGGUGUUGGGCGGUUGAUGGGAGAAUGUUACCUUGAGUGGGCGCCGCAGCUGGGGUACACCUAUUCCGUUUUCAACUUAGUAUACGAAACAAAUGUUGCCUCAUGCCGCAUAUGGGAUGCUCUUGGUUUCAAACGCAUCGGCAGGGUUCCCGGGUGCGGAAACUUAAAGUCAUAUCCGGGUCAAUUAAUCGAUGCGAUUAUCUUUGGUCGAGAUUUGGGCCCCGAAGGAGAGGAUUUCGUUUCGGAGGAACGAUUUGACAAGAUUAGAUAUUACUUAAAGCAUUCGAAAUAUCCAAGUGGCGCCGAUCGAGCAGAAAAAAGCCGACUACGGAGCGCAGCAACGCACUAUAAACUUGUUGGCGGACAGAAUGGAGAACCGGAAAAACUCAUGUUGAAAGAUAAAGAGGUGGUAUCAGACCCUCAGCAACAGUAUGAGAUUGCGCGCAAGGUUCAUGAACAGCAACAUGGCGGGAUCAACAAAACAACGGCAAAUAUUGCCUUGAAAUUCCAUUGGGUCAGGAUCAAAGAGACUGUGAGCAUGGUAAUCAAAAACUGUGAGAAAUGUAAAGAAUCUCCCAAGGCUCCAGUUCCUGUCACCGAUAUCCUAAGCUCCAGAAGAGAUAAAUCAUCGACCCCUAGAGAACAGAAGAACGAUAUGUCUCCUAACAGAUUCGGAACCCCCCCAGAGCAACUCUCUAAUGUCCAUCAAUACAUCAAGGAAGACCCCUUCGGUGGCCCUACAACACCUGUAUUGCAUGGUGCACUGGACGAAAUGAAAUUCCAAACGGAAUCAGACGAUAUGGGAGAAUAUGCUGAUAUUCCCUUGGAUCCUCAGAUUAUGGACGACAUUCAGCAUCACCUUCCGACCUUCCCGCACCAUAGCGACGUGGAUCCUUAUGAACCCAAUGGUCUUCAUGAAACGCACGGCUUAGGCCAUGACUUUGACCCUACACAUUUACAGCAUCACGACGGCACGAAUGAUUUUAGAAUUGUUGAGGAUGAUGAUACGUUAAUAGCGUCGCAGGCGGCGGCUGCCCUACGAGACCAAACGAUGCACCUGGUCGAUACAUCUCGACUGCAUAAUGAAUCGCAAUUGCACCGUGACCUCCUGGCAGCGGGCUUCGUUAGUCGGGAGGAGCCAUCUCAGUUCGAUGGUCGAUAUUAA
This is a messenger RNA of Ophidiomyces ophidiicola, 1644 nucleotides long. RefSeq names its product Protein spt10 (gene SPT10). The record is from RefSeq and is a predicted model, not a curated record. The coding region runs from base 1 to 1644 and encodes 547 amino acids. Gene Ontology annotation, molecular function: acyltransferase activity, transferring groups other than amino-acyl groups. The transcript is spliced from 2 exons. Lineage: Eukaryota; Fungi; Ascomycota; Eurotiomycetes; Onygenales; Onygenaceae.